UUCGUUCACGCUUCUUGAUCAUAUCGUCCCUCGGUAGUCGUCUGUUUCUUGACAUUCUCCUAAAUUGGGACAAAACUAGGGUUAGGGUUUCGAGAGAGUGGAAAGAUGAAAGCCUCAGAGGUUUCGACCAACGCCAAAACCAACAAUGGCGAAAGCGAAUCGAAGAGGAGAGAGAACAAGAAACCCCCAUUCAGACCAGCAAAAGACGACACGAAGCCGCUUCUCCGGGACCCCAUCCUCAGAUCCGACCCGAUAGAGACCGAAGAAGCCGUGCUCCGACUGCCUCCUUUCCCCUUUUCUUCCAGACCAGAAUCCCAGUCCUAGGGUUCAAGGAUUUUUUCGUACGUUUUGCUUCUGUAGAACUCGGAUGAUGAACUCGUUUGGAAUUUUCUUGGGAUGUUUUUUUCCUUGAUCUUGUUAGCUCGUUAGGUACCCUGUUGCAAAUCUUCAAUGUUCCAAUUUGUGAUCUUUGAUUUAGAUAAUGGUGAUCUUUCAAUAAAACUAUCUGUACACCACCGCAUUGUGGGGUCCCACAUAUGAUAUGAUAGAAGCCGCUCAAUUUAUUUCAAA
Rhododendron vialii is the source of this 570-nucleotide messenger RNA. RefSeq lists its product as uncharacterized. NCBI's taxonomy places the organism in Eukaryota, Viridiplantae, Streptophyta, Magnoliopsida, Ericales, Ericaceae. The record is from RefSeq and is a predicted model, not a curated record. The coding region runs from base 106 to 324 and encodes 72 amino acids. The transcript has a single exon.